UGUAAGUUUUUGGUUUAAUAUAGCCUUUCUUCAUUUUCUUUUGUAGACCUUUCACUUUGUAAAUCGCUUCAUUUAGUCUUAUAGCCAGUUGAUUCAAAAUUCCUCAAUGAAUUUGUCCAGAAGCGCGCCGAGCAUAAACGACGCUCCAGGUUUAUUAUAUGCUGGCUUUAACCAAGAUUAUGGUUGUUUUGCCGUGGGACUCAAUAACGGUUUCCGAGUUUACAACUGCGAUCCUUUGAUUGAGCAAGCAAGAGACGAAUCCGACGAAGGAGGCAUAGCUAUAGUAGAAAUGCUAUAUAGAACAAACUAUCUUGCAUUAGUUGGAGGCGGACGAAAUCAUCGGUAUCCGCCCAAUAAGGUUAUUAUAUAUGACAGUAUGAAAGGGAAAGCAGUACUAGAAGUCGAAUAUAAAAGUGAAGUGAAGAAUGUUAAACUGAGGCGUGAUAGAUUAAUUGUUGUAUUGCAGAAUAAAGUCUUUGUUUAUCAGUUUAGCUUACCGCUGCAACUGCUCUAUACUUUCGAUACUUGCGACAAUCCAAAAGGUCUAGCGGCAGUAUCCAAAUCCUUAACCCAUGCCAUUUUAGUUAUUCCUGGUCGACAAAAGGGGCAUUUACAAAUUAUUGACCUCAACUCAUUGGGUUAUUAUAUAUCUGUUGGAGAAUCUGACCAAUCUACCUCGCCAUUAUACCCUUUUCAACAACCUCAUGUACCGCCUCAAAGCAAUACUCGACGAUCCAUAAACGUCAACAUCAUCGCCGCGCAUUCUGGGAAGCUUAGCUGUAUAUCGUUAAAUCAAGACGGCACCAGAUGUGCUACCACGAGCGAUAAAGGUACACUGAUUCGAGUGUUCAAUACAGCUACGGGCUCAUUAUUACACGAAUUAAGAAGAGGAAUGGAUAGGGCGGAAAUAUAUUCAAUAGCAUUUAAUCACGAAUCAACACGGUUAUGUGUGUCGUCAGAUAAAGGCACCAUACAUAUCUUUAAUUUAGAUCCAUCCGUAGUGACGCAGAUAGAUCAGAAACCUCGUGGUCCUACCUAUGGCGAAGUUGUUACAUACCCCACGCAAUCACCGACGAAUUAUGGGUUGACUACUUCAGGGAAUCGAGGGAGUGCCCUGAGUUUUAUGAAAGACUUGCUACCAAAGUAUUUCAGUUCGGAAUGGAGUUUUGCCAAUGCAAAACUGGCUACAGAAAGUAGGUGUAUAGUAGCCUUCGGUAGUCAGAAAAAUUCGCUUAUAGCCAUUUGUGCUGAUGGAAGCUGUUACAAGUUCUACUUUGAUCCAAGAAAGGGAGGUGAAUGCACAAGAGAGUCCUUUGUCCGUUUUUUAAAGCAAGAAUAGAGGAGGCAUCAUGCAUAUCCAAACAUAUAUCAGUACUUUUAAUGUUUAAAGAAGGCCAUGGAUCAAUGGUUAGAAAAGAGAGGGGUCAACAUGCUCAUCUCCAAAUCUUUUAGCAUAUCCUUAUUUGAUGCAUUAUUUAUCCACAAAAGAAUGCAUUCUCGUAUAUCUUCUGUAUUACGAAAUA
Messenger RNA from Mycotypha africana, 1523 nucleotides. RefSeq names its product WD40-repeat-containing domain protein. The coding region runs from base 107 to 1339 and encodes 410 amino acids. Gene Ontology annotation, cellular component: cytosol; phagophore assembly site membrane; extrinsic component of membrane. Gene Ontology annotation, biological process: protein lipidation; nucleophagy; autophagy of mitochondrion. Gene Ontology annotation, molecular function: protein binding; phosphatidylinositol-3,5-bisphosphate binding; phosphatidylinositol-3-phosphate binding. NCBI's taxonomy places the organism in Eukaryota, Fungi, Mucoromycota, Mucoromycetes, Mucorales, Mycotyphaceae. The record is from RefSeq and is a predicted model, not a curated record. The transcript is spliced from 5 exons.